GGAGCGCGUUGAGUAUGCGCUUUUAGCAUUCACAUUCUGUCCUGAACGGCUUGGAUGCGCAAAUGGCACGCACAUGCACUUUUGUACUCUUGAUUCUCUUAAUAGGGCUCACCAUCACAACUCAAGGUGUACAGGCUCAUGUUGCGGCUUGGCAUUACGGAAUGUACUGCUUGAAUGGAACUUCAGGGUAUGAUAAUCCGAACACGAACGAUGCUAUACAGCCAUUGUAUCGGAUGACCAAAGACGAUUGGUGGUUUCACCAUUUUAAUAAAUGUGACCGAUUUCCUCCAGAAGAAGGAGAUUUCCUUGACCUUCCAGUGAACGGCACAUUCACGGUAGAGCAUGCUCUCAAUCGUGCGUUCACCACACUCUCGUACAAUGGAGAAGAUAUAGGCGACUUUGGAGAUGGAGAGGAUCAUCCUGGGAUGGGCGAAGAUGGCGACUGUAUUACAGCCAUAAAUAUACAUACCCAAAACGAGAGUAUGGCUGCGGGUACAGCUUUUGCUAUCUCAUAUCAGUCGAAUAUGAGCCUAGUUACGUUUGAAAAUUUGGUGGUUUUCACUGUGUUAUACCAUACGCCCUGGAAACGCAUCGCAACGUAUUCGGUCCCAAACUUACCAGCGUGUCCUCCCGAAGGAUGUAUAUGUGCUUGGGGAUGGAUUCCAAACGGAUGCGGGACUGCCAACAUGUAUCACCUUGGCUAUAGGUGUAAAGUUGUUGGGCAAACAGGUGAUGCUGCCGUCGCCCCGGGACAAGCUCCCGUAUGGUGCGAAGAUGACCCCGAUCGCUGUGUGAACGGCGCAAAACAGAUGCUUUAUUGGCAUCAAGUGGAUGGCAACAAUAUUGAAGUCGAAGGACUUGAUCUCGCGGGAGAUCACAAAAGCCCUGCUUAUAAUGCGAAAUGUGGAUUUAGAAAUGGUGCCCAAACCGAUAUUUUCCUAGAACCCGGAACAGCAACGUCCACCAAUGUUCCACCAUCUGCCAUUCGACAUAAAUUGCCCAGUCUCGUCCGUACAUCCCCUAGGCCUCGUCGGAUCACACCCGUUACUGUCCUUUUGGAACAUGCUCAUAGAUAUAUAAUGAUGGUGUACUCGUUCCCGCUAUUCGUGUAUUACUAUGCCAGGUCAUAGAGAAGAGAGGAUUUCGGUAUUUUCUGCAGACUCACUAUGCAUGAUGGAGAGGAUUUUUAAAGGCACUUCGCCUGUGAUUAGGUAUACUAAUAUGUUCUUAUUAUCCAGGACUAGGACAUCGCUAUUGCCAAUAUGAUGGACUUAAAUUGCUUAGCGCUUGGUACAAGAAAUUGGCGCCG
Molecule: messenger RNA, 1309 nt
Organism: Lentinula edodes (shiitake mushroom)
Lineage: Eukaryota; Fungi; Basidiomycota; Agaricomycetes; Agaricales; Omphalotaceae
Exons: 13
Coding region: 63-1130 (355 amino acids)
Source: RefSeq, a predicted model, not a curated record